Molecule: messenger RNA, 2852 nt
Organism: Penaeus monodon (black tiger shrimp)
Lineage: Eukaryota; Metazoa; Arthropoda; Malacostraca; Decapoda; Penaeidae
Exons: 11
Coding region: 60-2702 (880 amino acids)
Biological process (GO): lipid metabolic process
Molecular function (GO): lipase activity
Source: RefSeq, a predicted model, not a curated record
CGGGGAGGCAGUGCGACUUACCAUAGUGUGUUGAGGGUCAAUUGCGUGGCGGCGGCACCAUGUUGCGGAGUGGAGUCCUGGCGUUCGCAGCUUUUGUCCUGUUCACCGUCGCCCAAUGGCGUGACUGCCAGGCCGGCCACCUCGGCCUCCGCCAAUCACCGCUCCCCUCGGUCGAUGACGUCACGUGGUCCGUUCCGAAGACGAGCAAAGGCGGUUUGGCGGCGACACAGGGCGGCCGCCAGUCUCUCGAUCGGGUGCAGAAUCUCUUGGACAGGGCGAACGGGAAAUUCCUCCUAGGAGCCACUCAGGCGAAGGAUGUGAAGAAGAAUGUCGCCACGGGUGAUGGCGAGCGGAAGGGCGGCGCUGGGGAAGGGAGGAGCCGUGAAGGAAAUAAUGGCAUAAGCGAGGAUAAGGAUGAGCUGACGGAUGGCGUCACGGAGAGAACUAAUCGAGAUGACGUCACGGAAGCGCAUUAUCCAGAUAACGACGUCACGGAAGCGCAUUAUCCUGAUGAUGUCACAGAAGCGCAAAGCCUAGAUAACAUCACGGAAGCCUACAGCCCAGAUGAUGACGUCACGGAAGCCUACAACCCAGAUGAUGACGUCACGGAAGCCUAUAGCUCAGAUGAUGACGUCACGGAAGCAUAUAGCUCAGAUGAUGACGUCACGGAAGAAGGCUGGACGGAGGACGCCCUUCCUGGGGAGCACACAGAGAGCUCUGACCAAUCCGAUGACGUAACGGAUGAACUGGACCAAUCGGAAUUCUCUACAGCAAGCUUCAAUUCACCCGAGUUUACUACCAAAAUCUAUGACGUCAACACGGAUGGUUAUGACGUUAUGGAUGACGUCACCGAAAGCACUUAUCAGUACUACGACGUUACAGAAAGUCUGGACGUCACCACCUUAUCCGCUGAAGUAUCUUUGACUGAAAAUCCGACGAAGGAAAGAGAAAAUGUCGAUAAACAAGAUGAAGGGACAGAUGACGGCGAGGAGGAAGAAGAGAAAGAAAAAGAUACGGAAGAAAUGACGAUGAGGGAAAAGGAAGUGGAAAUAGAGAUGAAAGGGGACGAAGAAGACAGGGAAGGAGAAAGGGAAACAAAAGCGGCAGACGAAACAGAGGAACACGUGAAAGACCGACGGAGAGGGAAAGCCAAGAAGUGGUCGCCUCCGCGGUUUCAACUGAUAGACAACGAGAUGGAGGACGAAGACCUGACGACGAAGAAGAGGAAGAAGAGCCACCUGGACGAGGCGCUGAAGAAGAAGAUGCACGACUCCCACGGGUUCCUGGUGAGUCGGCCGGACGUCGAGAUGGAGGACGAGGUGGAGGAUUUGAAGAUCCUCGAGGCCGUGGUGACGAGCAUGGCGCAGUGGGAGUUCAAUCAGCUGCAGAAGAAGCUAAACGGGAAGCGACGUGUGAAGAGAGAUGAGGAGGUUGUGUGCUACAAGGACCUGGGCUGCUUCAGGGACGAGGGGCCUUUCGAUUACCUGGAUAUGCUUCCUUCGCCGCCUGAAGAGAUCAACACGAGAUUCCUCCUGUACACCCGCGAGCGCGCCGACAGAGAGAAGCUGAUCACGUACCAAAACAUCAGUUCCCUUCUCGACUCGACCUUCAACGUGUCAAGACCUACGAAGAUGCUUAUCCAUGGCUUUGGCUCCUCUUGCUACAGUGUGUGGAUAAGGGAAAUGAGGGUGGCGCUCCUUACAAUGAUGGACGUAAACAUCAUCUGCGUGAACUGGCAAAAGGGGGCGGAAGUCCCCAACUACGUGAGGGCGGCGAGCAACACGCGUCUUGUGGGUAGACAGGUGGCGGUGCUGAUCGAGACGAUGAACGCUUAUCUCAACACGACUUUGGACGACUUCCAUCUCAUUGGCUUCUCUCUCGGAGCCCAUGUCUCGGGUCACGCAGGAGCCAGGCUGAAGAAUCUCUCAAGGAUCUCAGGCCUCGACCCCGCCGGGCCUCUCUUCGAGUCGUACUCACCCUCCGUGCGCCUGGACUUCACUGACGCCAAGAUGGUCGACGUCAUCCACACCAACGCCGACUCCCUCUUGAUGGGGGGGCUGGGCGCGUUCGAACCCAUGGGCCACGUCGACUUUUACCCGAACGGCGGCCGCGUUCAGAAGGGCUGCGCUAACCUCUUCGUCGGGGGAGUGUCGGAUAUCCUGUGGCCCACCGAGGGCGACGGCCGGUACCUGUGCAACCACCGACGGGGCUACAAGUACUACCUCGACUCCAUUGCCCCGAUCUGCAAGUUCCCUUCGUUCGUGUGUCGGGAUUUCGAGAGUUUCGUGAGGGGCGAUUGCUUCCCGUGCGAAAAAUGCGGGAACAUGGGCUACUUCGCCGACCAGGCUGAGGGGCGUGGGCAGCUGUAUCUCGUCACAAGGGAUACCGAGCCAUUCUGCGCCAACCAGUACAAGGUGACCGUCCGGCACUCAGGGGGACCUCCAGCCGACCCCGUUACCACGUACGGGCGAAUUGACAUCACCUUCAUAGCCCCGGAUGGAAUCAACGAGACUCUGCAACUCACGAGAAGCGAAGACGAGGCAAUGGAGGCUGGGGGCAAGACAAUGCGCAUACUCGUGCCCCACCCUGCGAUCUCCGAAGUGACGGGCGUGCAGCUUCGAUACACCGCCUACAAGGGACAAGGGAUGGAUUUACUCCGGUUUCUCGCGCUGGGCCAUCGAUCAGAUCGUCCUCAUGGAUAGCUUCGGAAAGACCCUCUCGUUCUGUAACCGAGGGACAACCUUAGUGUCGGAGAAGGUGAUGCAGUUCAGCCUCCUGCCAGGGGAGUGUCCGGCGAGGGAGGUGCUCCACGGACCGCCCAUCACGCCCUGGCCCUUGGAAGACACCAGGCC